Molecule: messenger RNA, 3300 nt
Organism: Patiria miniata (bat star)
Lineage: Eukaryota; Metazoa; Echinodermata; Asteroidea; Valvatida; Asterinidae
Product: zinc finger protein 208-like
Exons: 2
Coding region: 249-3044 (931 amino acids)
Biological process (GO): regulation of transcription by RNA polymerase II
Cellular component (GO): nucleus
Molecular function (GO): DNA-binding transcription activator activity, RNA polymerase II-specific; RNA polymerase II cis-regulatory region sequence-specific DNA binding
Source: RefSeq, a predicted model, not a curated record
UGUACGUGCGCUGGAUCAGUUAUCGUGGAGAGCCGAGCUGAGUGAGAGCUGACCAGAAAUUAACUGAGAGUGAAAACAUAUAGCUUAGGGCCUAGGUAGCAAGGAGCAACCUUUCGUAAAUUCCACUUAUUCUGUUUCGAAACCUGUUUAAUUGCGCUGUAUUCUAUUGCAGAAUGCCUUCAACAACAUCAGGGGGGCCACCCUCUGAUUUGCUUGUGACUGCAAUUGCUUCUCAUCCAGUAGCAACUAUGGUCCACAAAAAUCAGAAACCGGCAUUUGCUUGUGACAUUUGUGGAAAAUGCUUCUCACAGAAAGGCAACCUUCGCCAACAUCAGAGGAUCCACACUAAUGAGAAACCAUUUGCUUGUGACAUUUGUGGCAAUUGUUUCUCAUCCAGUAGCAACCUUGGUAGACAUAAGAUGGUCCACAAUAAGCAGAAACCAUUUGCUUGUGACAUUUGUGGAAAAUGCUUCUCACAGAAAGGAAACCUUCACCAACAUCAGAUAAUCCACACUAGUGAGAAACCAUUUGCUUGUGACAUUUGUGGCAAAGGCUUUUCUCGGCGUAACCAUCUAGUAGGACAUAAGAUGGUCCACACUAAAAAGAAACCACCUUGCUGGUGCCUCUCGCACCCUGGUUCUCUACAACAACAUCAGAGAGUCCACACAAAUGAGAAACCAUUUUUGUGUGACAUUUGUGGCAAAGGCUUUUCACGAAAUUGCCUCCUACAAAUCCAUCAGAGGGUCCACACUAAUGAGAAACCAUUUGCUUGUGACAUUUGUGGCAAAGGCUUUUCACAAAAUGGCAUCCUGCGAAGGCAUAAGAAGGUCCACACCAGUGAGAGACCAUACGUUUGUGAUAUUUGUGGCAAAGCUUGCUCCCGUAAAUACACCCUACAAAUCCAUCAGAGGGUUCACACUAAUGAGAAACCAUUUGCUUGUGACAUUUGUGGCAAAUGCUUCUCUUCCAGUAACAACCUUGGAAGACAUAAGAUGGUCCACAAUAAUCAUAAACCAUUUGCUUGUGACUUAUGUGGAAUAUGCUUUUCACAGAAAAGCAACCUUCACCAACAUCAGAGGAUCCACACUAAUGAGAAACCAUUUGCUUGUGACAUUUGUGGCAAAGGCUUCUCUCGGCGUAACCAUCUAGUAGGACAUAAGAUGGUCCACACUAAAAAGAAACCACUUGUUGGUGACAUUUGUAACAAAGGCUUCACACAACCAGGUGCUCUACAACAACAUCAGAGAGUCCACACUAAUGAGAAAACAUUAUUGUGUGACAUUUGUGGCAAAGGCUUCUCAUCCAACAGCACCCUUGGAAAACAUAAGAUGGUCCACAAUAAUCAGAAACCAAUUGCUUGUGACAUUUGUGGAAAAUGCUUCUCACAGAAAAGCAACCUUUACCAACAUCAGAGGAUCCACACUAAUGAGAAACCAUUUGCUUGUGACAUUUGUGGCAAAGGCUUCUCUUCCAGUAACAACCUUGGAAGACAUAAGAUGAUCCACAAUAAUCAUAAACCAUUUGCUUGUGACAUUUGUGGAAAAUGCUUCUCACAGAGAGGAAACCUUCACCAACAUCAGAUAAUCCACACUAAUGAGAAACCAUUUGCUUGUGACAUUUGUGGCAAAGGCUUCUCUCGGCGUAACCAUCUAGAAGGACAUAAGAUGGUCCACACUAAAAAGAAACCACUUGCUGGUGACAUUUGUAACAAAGGCUUCUCACAACCAGGUUUUCUACACCAACAUCAGAGAGUCCACACUAAUGAGAAACCAUUAUUGUGUGACAUUUGUGGCAAAGGCUUCUCAUCCAGUAGCACCCUUGGAAAACAUCAGGGGGGCCACAAUAAUCAGAAACCAUUUGCUUGUGACAUUUGUGGAAAAUGCUUCUCACAAAAAAGCAACCUUUACCAACAUCAGAGGAUCCACACUAAUGAGAAACCAUUUGCUUGUGACAUUUGUGGCAAAGGCUUCUCUCGGCGUAACCAUCUAGAAGGACAUAAGAUGGUCCACACUAAAAAGAAACCACUUGCUGGUGACAUUUGUAACAAAGGCUUCUCACAACCAGGUUUUCUACACCAACAUCAGAGAGUCCACACUAAUGAGAAACCAUUAUUGUGUGACAUUUGUGGCAAAGGCUUCUCAUCCAGUAGCACCCUUGGAAAACAUCAGGGGGGCCACAAUAAUCAGAAACCAUUUGCUUGUGACAUUUGUGGAAAAUGCUUCUCACAGAAAAGCAACCUUUACCAACAUCAGAGGAUCCACACUAAUGAGAAACCAUUUGCUUGUGACAUUUGUGGCAAAGGCUUCUCUUCCAGUAACAACCUUGGAAGACAUAAGAUGAUCCACAAUAAUCAUAAACCAUUUGCUUGUGACAUUUGUGGAAAAUGCUUCUCACAGAAAGGAAACCUUCACCAACAUCAGAUAAUCCACACUAAUGAGAAACCAUUUGCUUGUGACAUUUGUGGCAAAGGCUUCUCUCGGCGUAACCAUCUAGUAGGACAUAAGAUGGUCCACACUAAAAAGAAACCACUUGCUGGUGACAUUUGUAACAAAGGCUUCUCACAACCAGGUUUUCUACACCAACAUCAGAGAGUCCACACUAAUGAGAAACCAUUAUUGUGUGAAAUUUGUGGCAAAGGCUUCUCAUCCAGUAGCACCCUUGGAAAACAUAAGAUGGUCCACAAUAUUCAGAAACCAUUUGCUUGUGACAUUUGUGGAAAAUGCUUCUCACAGAAAUGCAACCUUUACCAACAUCAGAGGAUCCACACUAAUGACAAACCAUUUGCUUGUGACAUUUGUGGCAAAGGCUUCUCAUCCAGUAGCAACCUUGGAAGACAUAAGAUGAUCCACAAUAAUCAUAAACCAUUUGCUUGUGACAUUUGUGGAAUAUGCUUUUCACAGAAAAGCAACCUUCACCAACAUCAGAGGAUCCACACUAAUGAGAAACCUUUUGCUUGUGAUAUUUGUGGCAAAGGCUUCUCUCGGCGUAACCAACUAGGAAGACAUAAGAUGGUCCACACUAAAACAUACACCAUUUACUUGUGACAUUGACAAAGGCUCUUCACAAAAUGGCCCCCUACGAAGGCAUAAGGGGGUCCACACCUGUGUUUGUGGUAUAUGUGGCAAAGCUUGGUCCCGUUAAGACACCCAAACAUCUAUCAGAGGGACCACACUAAUGAGAAACUAUUUGCUUGUGACAUCUCAACCAGUAGCAACCUUGGAAGAUAUAAGAUGGUCCACAAUAAUCAGAAAGCAUUUGCUUGUGACUAUUGUGGCAAAUGUUUCUCACGGCAUAACCAUC